GGUUAUUGCUGCCUGUGGCUGUUGUUGUUGCUGUUGCUUGUUGGUCCUUCUGUAUUCUGUACUCGACCGAUUAACCAUCGCUCGUAAUUAUUCUGAACGAAGCGCAGAGCCAGCCGCUCUCGCUCCCUUCCUUCCAUCAUUCGAAAAUCGCGUUCCCGAUAUCAGAUCGACGGGCCAACGAUUUUACGACAGGCAGUCAUCUGACAAACAUCUGAGAUCAUCAGGCGGAAAUUAAUUACGUCGUCGAAAGCAUUCUAGCUGAUUACUUACGUCAAGUAUUCUGUUUACUCUAACAGCCAUCUGCUUGCUCUAUUGUGAGCGACGAUAAGGAAAAGUGGGACAAUAGAUACACAAGACGUAUCGAUAAAAUGUAAUUGCAGCGUUGACCUUUGGAUGCAGAAAGUGGUUAUGCAAUCGACCAGCGGCGAGAGAGUUUAUAUAUUAGGGAAGCAGAGCAUUGUUGUAACGCAAACUAACCACGAUGCUGGCGACGAUCGCGACGUUGUUGGCUGCGCUCGCGUUGUUGGCAGCGGGCCAAAACACCAACAAAAAUCCUCACUUCGCCCCUGGCCACGACUCCAUCGUGCACCUCUUCGAGUGGAAAUGGAACGACAUUGCCAGGGAGUGCGAACAAUUCCUUGGACCAAUGGGAUACGGUGGAGUACAGGUAUCGCCGUUGCAAGAGAACUUGGUGAUCAACAACAGGCCAUGGUGGGAACGUUACCAGCCAAUCUCCUACUUGUGGACCACGCGAUCCGGCACGAAAGAGGAGUUCGUCAACAUGGUGGCUAGAUGCAACAAAGCCGGUGUCCGAAUUUACGUGGACACUAUCCUGAAUCACAUGUCCGGUAACUGGGACAACGCUCAUGGCACUGGAAACUCCAGGGCGGACACGAACAAAUUCGAGUACUAUCAGGUGCCCUACCACGCGCAACAUUUUCACAAAUCCUGCUCGGUCAACAAUUACAACGAUCCGUCGAACGUACGAAACUGCGAACUAACCGGCCUUCACGACUUGGAUCAGAGCCAAGAGUACGUGAGGUCCAAGCUGCUGGAUUUCUUGAACGCGGCUGUCGACGCGGGCGUUGCUGGCUUCCGAAUCGACGCUGCGAAACACAUGUGGCCAAGCGACUUGAACGUCAUUUACUCGAGAAUAAAGAACCUGAACCCGAAACACGGUUUCCCAGCGAACGCUCGGCCGUACAUAUACCAAGAAGUGAUCGACUACGGCAACGAGGCGAUCUCCAAACGCGAGUACAAUCAGCUGGCCGCCGUGAUCGAGUUCAAGUACGCUGCUGAGAUCUCCAAGGCUUUCCGAGGUAACAACAAUCUGAAAUGGCUCGUCAACUGGGGAGAGAAGUGGGGCCUUCUACCUUCGCAAGACGCUCUCGUUUUCGUCGACAAUCACGACACGCAACGCGACAAUCCUCAAGUACUCACUUACAAGUUGCCGAAAAUGUACAAGAUGGCCGUCGCCUUCAUGUUGGCCCACCCGUUCGGCACUCCGCGCGUAAUGAGUUCCUUCGACUUCCAAAGCAAGGACCAAGGACCUCCUCAAGAUGGCAAGGGCAAUCUCGUGUCUCCGGUUAUCAAUCCGGACGGCACUUGCAGCAACGGUUGGAUCUGCGAACACCGCUGGAGACAGAUUUACAACAUGGCUCGCUUCCGCAACGUGGUUAAUGGAACGAACGUCAACGGUUGGUGGGACAACGGCAGCAACCAGAUCGCGUUCUGCCGCGGGAAUUCUGGAUUCGUUGCGUUCAACGGCGACCAGAACGAUCUGAGAACAACGCUGAAGACCUGCCUGCCCGCUGGUGCGUACUGCGACGUGAUUUCUGGCAAUUUGAAGAACGGACGAUGCACCGGGAAAGUGGUGAACGUGCAGCGGAAUGGCGACGCGUACAUCGAGAUCUUGAAAAGAGAGGAAGACGGAGUUCUCGCAAUUCACGUCGGGCUUCGACAAUCUUCCUGCGAGACACUCCCUUAUUCUCAAAUUUUAGUAAAUAAAGUCUUCUUCGUAGAUAAGGUUCCUUCCUCGCGUGAUUUCGGGUCUGGCGAAAACAAUUUGGCCAAGCACACACAUACUUUUCAACAAGGUUUAUUUUAACAGAAACAAUGUUCUUGUUCUCUUUUCCACCAUUAAUUUCUACUAUACAUAAUAUGACAGUUGUUAAUCGGUAG
This is a messenger RNA of Heterotrigona itama, 2181 nucleotides long. Lineage: Eukaryota; Metazoa; Arthropoda; Insecta; Hymenoptera; Apidae. The record is from the annotation of a GenBank genome assembly.